Messenger RNA from Impatiens glandulifera, 930 nucleotides. RefSeq names its product calcium-binding protein CML42-like. The record is from RefSeq and is a predicted model, not a curated record. Lineage: Eukaryota; Viridiplantae; Streptophyta; Magnoliopsida; Ericales; Balsaminaceae. Gene Ontology annotation, molecular function: calcium ion binding. The transcript has 2 exons. The coding region runs from base 163 to 765 and encodes 200 amino acids.
UUUCAACUUUCUUCAAAACACUUUCUCUCCAUCUUCUUCUUCUUCGUCAAUUCUCCCUUUAAAACGGAGCGAUUCUUGGAUCUAAAAACAACUCAUAACCAACAUUUUUCCUCUUUCUCUCUCUCACAAACUCAUUGAGAUCUGCUUUCGAUCGAUCUGCUAAUGGAAUCGACGACGACAACCGAUCAAUGUCAGAAACAGAGUUUGAAUGGCUCCAAGGAGAAAUUGCCGACAUCAUUCAGUCUCCAGAGUUCCAGCCUCAACACUCUCCGUCUCCGUCGAAUAUUUGAUUUCUUCGACAAGAACGACGACGGAAUGAUAACCAUCGACGAACUCAGCCAAGCCCUCCGUCGUCUCAGCUACGAAGCUGAUAUGAUUGAAUUAUCCUCCAUCGUUAAUGCUCACAUUCGCCCUGGAAAUUAUGGCCUUGAGUUUUCAGAUUUCGAAGCAUUUCAUCGAUCCCUAAAUGAUACUUUCUUCGAUGAUGAGGAUAAUCAGGUAGAUUUUCAGGAGCCAGAAGAUGAAGAAGCCCAAGAAGAAUCAGAUUUGAAGGAGGCAUUCAAGGUGUUUGAUGAAAAUGGAGAUGGAUUUAUUUCCGCUAACGAAUUACAAGCUGUGUUAGGGAAGUUGGGUUUUUCCGAAGGAAGCGAGAUUGGUCAUUGCAAGCAGAUGAUUGUUUCGGUCGAUAGGAAUAACGAUGGUCGUGUUGAUUUUAUCGAGUUUAAAGACAUGAUGCAUAAAACCUUACUUAAAAAUAAGUCAUAGUUUAGUGGUCUUAAAAGAUCAUGCAUUUGAGUUUUCUUAUUGGACAAUAAAGCUAAGCUCUAUUAUAUGAGUUUUGUUUUUUAAUUUUAGUUAUUUAUCCUUGUUAUUCUCAAGAUUGGUGUAUUGUGUUUAAAGUUGCACUUUUGUUUUCUUUUAAUGAAAAUU